Trichomonas vaginalis G3 is the source of this 240-nucleotide messenger RNA. RefSeq lists its product as uncharacterized. The record is from RefSeq and is a predicted model, not a curated record. The transcript has a single exon. Lineage: Eukaryota; Parabasalia; Trichomonadida; Trichomonadidae. The coding region runs from base 1 to 240 and encodes 79 amino acids.
AUGAACAUGAACGCCAUGAUAAGUUUAAAGCGUGAAGAAGCGAAGAACUCACAAAAUGUAAACGUAAAUGUGGAGCCUAAAACCUCAGUUUACGUUUCAACUGACCGUAUACCAUUAAGUGAAUCAGCCGUUAAAUCUCGAGAUAUUGAAAUAUUACCACCACCACCUGAAUAUCCUGAAGUUAAUGAAGACGGAAAGGAUAAAAUUUAUUAUGAACAACAGAUAAAAGCUUCAAAAUGA